This is a messenger RNA of Rosa chinensis, 3213 nucleotides long. RefSeq lists its product as uncharacterized. The record is from RefSeq and is a predicted model, not a curated record. The coding region runs from base 1 to 3213 and encodes 1070 amino acids. Lineage: Eukaryota; Viridiplantae; Streptophyta; Magnoliopsida; Rosales; Rosaceae. The transcript has 3 exons.
AUGGAUAAAUCUUGGAUUAAUGAAGAUAGGGAUACUUUGAAGUACCAAUUAGGUGUGGAGAAUUUUUUGAUUUUUGCUGAAGAAAAUGCUAGUAACCAUAAAAGAAUUCCUUGCCCUUGUUCAAGAUGUGUAAAUUUCAAAAAAAAGUCUAGUAAAGUGAUUAGGGGCCAUUUGUAUGAUUACGGCUUUUGUUUGAGCUACACAAGCUGGAUAUGGCAUGGAGAACCCUCUUUGUCCUCCUGUGGUAGUGCGCCUGGUGGUUUUGGGGCAGACCAAAACCAUCAAGUUGUGUCUGAAACUGUUGAUAUGUGUCAAGCAGCCUUUAAUGAGGGUGAUUAUGAUGAGGAGUCAUUUGAGUUUAAUAAGUUUGUUGAGGAUGCAGAGAGACCUUUAUUUGAAAAUAGUGAACGCACUAAGUUAGAUUCAUUGGUGCAACUUCAUAACUUGAAAGCUAGGUUCGGUAUGAGUGAUACUUGCUUUUCUGAGUUACUUUCCACUGUUGGGUCAUUGCUUCCUAAAGAUAAUGUACUCCCUCAAAGGCUAUAUGAGGCAAAGAAGACUCUCAGUAAUUUAGGGCUGCAAUAUGAGAAAAUUCAUGCAUGUCCUAAUGACUGCAUAUUGUAUAGGAAAGAGUUUUCCGUUGAGAUCACUUGUCCUAAGUGUGGUUUGUCUCGUUGGAAGCUAAAGAAGGAUAAAACUGUUAAAGUGGGGCAACCAGCGAAGGUGUUGUGGUAUUUUCCCAUAAUUCCUAGAUUCAAACGCUUGUUCAAAUCUGCCGACACUGCUGAAAUGCUUAAUUGGCAUGAGGACAAGCGAAUUAAGGAUGGACACAUGCGCCAUCCAGCGGAUUCUCCCGCAUGGAAGUUGGUAGAUUAUAAAUGGCCUGACUUUGCUGCAGAGUCAAUAAAUCUUCGGUUGGCUUUGUCAGCUGAUGGUAUUAAUCCACAUAGUUCUCUAAGUAGUAGGUAUAGUUGUUGGCCCGUAAUAUUGGUGACCUACAAUCUUCCUCCGUGGUUAUGUAUGAAGAGGAAGUUUAUGAUGUUAUCUCUAUUAAUAUCUGGUCCGAAACAACCGGGAAAUGACAUUGAUAUCUACUUGGAGCCUUUGAUUGAUGAUUUGCAAAGUUUGUGGCAAGGAGUUCAUGAUGUCUAUGACGCACACAGAAGAGAAUAUUUCUCACUAAGAGCUGUUUUAUUGUGGACCAUCAAUGACUUCCCCGCAUAUGGAAACUUAUCGGGAUGCACCACUAAAGGAUACAAAGCAUGUCCAAUUUGUGGUGACAAAACUUCAGCCACACAUUUGCCCCACAGUAGGAAAAUGUCUUAUAGCUGCCAUCGCAAGUACUUGCCACGUCAUCAUCCUUACCGGAGGCAGAAAAAAGCUUUUAAUAAUGAGCAAGAAUUUGAAGUUGCACCUGCACCGUUAUCCGGAGAGGAUGUGUUAAAGAGGGUAGAAGAUAUUAACUAUGAGUACGGAAAGGGAAAAAAGAAGAGGAACUCAGAUUCUACCUGUACUCCUUGGAAGAAAAAAUCCAUUUUUUUUAACUUGGAGUAUUGGAAAUCUCUUCAUGUUCGCCAUGCUCUCGAUGUAAUGCAUAUUGAGAAGAAUGUUUGUGAGAGUGUGAUAGGUACACUACUAAAUAUGCCUUCUAAAACAAAAGAUAGUGUGGCUGCCCGCUUAGAUAUGGUUGACAUAGGUGUUAGACUUGAUUUGGGUCCGGAUAUAGGGGAGAAAAAAACAUAUUUACCUGCUGCCCCUUACACUUUGUCAAGGGCAGAAAAGAUAAAGAUGUGUACUUCUUUCUUGUUUAUGAAAGUUCCUUAUGGUCAUUCAUCAAACAUAAAAAAUUUGGUAUCCAUGGAUGAUUUGAAGUUGUAUGGAUUGAAAUCCCAUGAUUGUCAUACUUUAAUGCAGCAAUUGCUUCCAGUGGCUAUUCGUUCGGUGCUUCCCAAGCAUGUUCGAAUAUCUAUAAUGAGGUUGUGCUUCUUCUUUAAUGCUUUGUGCACGAAAGUGGUUGAUGUGUCGAAGUUGGAUAAGUUGCAAUCUGAUUUGGUUUUGACCAUGUGUGAGCUAGAGAAGAUAUUUCCUCCCUCCUUUUUCAACAUAAUGGUUCAUCUCACUGUGCAUCUAGUUAGAGAAGUGCGAUUAUGUGGGCCUGUUUUCUAUAGAUGGAUGUACCCUUUUGAACGGUUCAUGAAAGUUUUGAAGGGGUAUGUUCGCAACCGUUUUCAUCCGGAAGGUUGUAUAGCCGAGAGUUAUGUUGGAGAAGAAUCUGUGGAGUUUUGCUCUGAGUUUGUUCACCAUUGUGAUCCAAUUGGAGUUCCUAAGGAUUCAAGUAAGUUGUGUGGACCACUUUCUAUUGCAAAACUAAAGUCCAUAGAUGAGAAAGAGAGAGACCAGGCACAUCUUCAUGUCCUAUCCAAUAAUGCUGAAGUGGAUCCGGCACAUAGAAAGAUUGUGGAGCAGUUGUACGGGGGGAAAAAUAAGAGUAAACAAUGGCUAUUAAGUGAGCACAAUCGUACUUUUGCAGAUUGGUUUCAAUCCAAGGUUUUAGCUGAAAUGAAGGAAAAUCGUAAUAAGGUUUCAGAAACAAUUAGGUGGCUAGCUGGAAAACCGAGUUUCAGAGUGUUUACUUAUGAAGGUUAUAUUUAUAAUGGAGUUAAGCACUUCACAAAGCUGCGAGAUGAGGCAAGAGCCGUCCAAAAUAGUGGGGUUUCCUUAUUGGCAAAGACGAUGCAGGUGUCUGGCGCUAAGGAUAAAAAUCCAGUGGAGAGUGAUAUGACUUUUUAUGGGGUUAUCGAAGAGAUAUGGGAGCUUGACUAUCAUGCUUUCAAAGCCCCAUUGUUUCUGUGUAAAUGGGCAGCGAAUGAAAAAGGAAUCAAACAAGAUGAGUUUGGUUUUACACUUGUUGAUCUUAAUCAUGAAGGCCAUAAAAAAGACAAGUUUGCUUCUGCUGGUCAAGUGAAGCAAGUAUUUUUUGUGGAAGAUCCACUUGAUUCCCGCUGGUCGGUUGUACUAACCACCCCAAAUAGAGACUAUCGGGAUUGUCUCUAUGAUGAUGAUCUAGGGGACACCACCUUGGAACAUCAACCAUUUUGUGCUGAAAUACCCCCUUGUGAUGAAGACGAGAAUGAGGCUGAUGCCACUUAUCUAAGAGAGAAUGUUGAGGGGUUUUGGGUCAACCAGUUCACUACUCCAAGAGAGCAUUAUUAG